Messenger RNA from Kluyveromyces marxianus DMKU3-1042, 897 nucleotides. RefSeq names its product Gep5p (gene GEP5). The transcript has a single exon. Bases 1 to 897 code for a protein of 298 amino acids. Lineage: Eukaryota; Fungi; Ascomycota; Saccharomycetes; Saccharomycetales; Saccharomycetaceae. The record is from RefSeq and is a predicted model, not a curated record.
AUGUCAAGGGCCCAAUUAAGGCGAGUUGCAAAACUCUACGAAAGCUUGCAUCCUAUUACCAAAGAUGCUCUUGCUAGCAUCACAUCAAAUCCUACUUAUGCGCAAAGGAUAACGUUGGGCAAACUUCAACAAUUCAAUGAAACACCUACGAGAAAGACAUUGGAAAGGCUGGUGUAUUCUGUACAUUUUCAUAUGUUGAAUGAACUACCCCCAUAUUUACAAGGUCUUCGGGACUACCCGGAAGAGCUAGCUAAGUUUUGGCCAUAUGAGUUUCAGCAUUCGAUCUUAGAUAUAGAGAACGUAAAUGUGAACUCUCUCGCGAUGUUAUGGUCGCAAAAAAACCCCAACGUGCUUUCGCACCAAACCUACGACCGUCAUAGAUGGUUAGGCCCACCAAAAUCUAAAAAGUUUAAUGAAGAAAAGGUUGCUCAAUUAACGGGUGUUGAGAAACUGAAUUUCCAAAACUCAAAGGAACGCCUCGAUCUUUCAAAAGAACAAAGAGAUCAAAUACUGCAGCUUACCUUCAAACACUAUCUCUUCCUAAAAAUCAAUCCAAAACUCUGUGCAACCAAGAAACUCCCUGUUCCAAUUGUCGAGAUUGGAAUGAAACCUGAUGGCUACGAUAUAGCAGAUGUUAGAAUUGACAACUUAUUCAGAAAAAAGGUACAAUUUGUUACUGAGACUCUCUACCUUCAGAACCCGCCCAUAAGCGAGGAAUCAGAGUACACACUACAGUCAAUUAUUCACGAUCCUUUCACCAUUCGGCCUGUACGAAGACUAUAUAAGGCCAUUAGCAGUAAAGCAUUUCUCUUCAAAGAUGGAGAAUUUAAAAUAAGUGAUUUGGCUAGAGAUGGGUUUGUACUGGGAAAUCAACCAGAGGAUGAACUAAAAAUAUAA